Salvia hispanica is the source of this 1723-nucleotide messenger RNA. NCBI's taxonomy places the organism in Eukaryota, Viridiplantae, Streptophyta, Magnoliopsida, Lamiales, Lamiaceae. The record is from RefSeq and is a predicted model, not a curated record.
CCCAUCGACAAAAUUUAGCAAAAACUUUCCCAAUAAUUCUCCUGUCCUCUCCGUCCGUUCACCUCCGCCCUCCAAUUCCAGUUCGCUCCCCAUCUCUCAACUAAAGUGGGGUCAAGCAACCAUUUUUCCCUCUCGCUGUGAGGAAUCUUGAUCUGGGCUUUUGUUGUUAUGCAAAUGAUUUUAUGGGUUUUUUUAGUUUUUUUAUUUGAUGAAAUUGAGCUUUGUAGUAGUUUUAGUUGGGUGUAGUGUAGUGGGAUAGAGAGUGAUGACGCCUCAGCCAAGAAGAAAGAAAUGGACUGAGGCAGAGGAGAGGACUCUAAUAGAUAAGUAUGGCGAUAUGACUUGUGAUGGGACUUUAUCUAAGAUGAAAACUAGGGAGAAGAAAUAUAGGCCUAUUGCUUUACAUGUGAAUUCUGUGCACCAUGUCCGAGACCCGGUGUCGUAUCCGUGGCAAUGGAGUUGGAAAGAUGUGUCUACGAAGGUGCAGAACAUGAGGCAUCAGUAUGCCCUAGUUAAGCAGAAGAUCAAGAAGCCCGAGUCUUCGAUUAGGGGGUCGGGCGAGGAUGAGUUUGAUUGGUUGGAAGGGAUUACACAUUGGUCCAACUUUCUUAGGUAUAAGGAGGUGUUUGGGGAUGUGCCACUUGUGUUUGCAAGCAAUGAUGGGGUUGGAGGGGGGAAUGAUUGUUACGAAGGGGAUGAUAUCAUCCCGUUCGGGCAGCUGGGGGAGGUGGGGGAAGGGGGUUUCGUGGCUGGGAUUGAUGGGGUUGAGAAUGGGGUGAUGGAUUUGGAGUUUGAUUAUGAUGGGGAGGAGGGGGAAGACAAUUACAACGGAGGGAGUAAGAGUGAUGCUUGUAUGAGGGAAGAUGCUGGUGCGAGAUUUGUAUGUGAAGCUAUAGAGCCGGAUAUGAGGAAGAAGAGGAAGGUGUUGAAAGGGAUGGAGAAGAAAGCGUGGGGUUUCCUUUUUAACCAGCUGGGGAGCUUGAAGGAGAUGGAAGCUCGGAGUGAGCAGCGUGAGGGGGAGAGAGAGAGGGAGAGGCAAAGAAGGGACCAGCUCCGGAUGGAGAUGGAGAAAGAGCGUGAGAGGAAGUGGGAAGAAAUGGAGAAGGAUCGAGAAGUUAGGGAGAACAAUAGGGACAAGUUAAGGAGGAAGUGGAUUCAAGAAUGGGAAGCUAUGGAGAGGGAGAAUGAAGAGCGAGAGAGAAGAAGAAGAGACGAGGAGUUAAGGAACCAGAGGGAAUGGGAGGAGAGGAUGAACCGGAGGAGAUCAGAAUGGAAGAAGAGGAUGGAUGAGACGUUGAGUCAACACCGAGCUGAAAUAGGCCAGAUUCAGGCGAGGAUAAUCCACGAGCAACAGAAUCUUACCAGUCAGUUGAUUGGAAUUGUUUCACAGUGGACUGGCCAUCCCUCGGCACUCUCUGAUCACGCUGGAGCGAGUAGCCAUUAUAUGUCGCAGAUGAUACAGAACAUGCACCAUGUGAAUGGUAUGGUUCAUGGUGAUGCACGGGUCGAGGGGGAUGAUAACCAAGAAGAUCAGUUCAUUGUUGAUGGUUAGCGCCUUGAUUGAACCGACCUACAGAGUGUCUUUUUAUCUGCUGUUCGAAGGAGCCUGAGGAACUGAAUCAGAUGUCUGUAUUAUAGCUUUUAGUUUAUAUUCUUUGCUUUUUUUUUCACCUGGAAACUCUUUUGAUCUGAUAUAGUGUAGCAUACAAUAAUUUAUUCCUCA